GUCGAAAUCGCACUGUGACUUACCUUGAGCAAUAUGACCGAUCACGUCGACGCUGUAUCGAAGCCAUUGACCAAGCUUCCAAUUGAGACCACGCCGCUACUAGGUCUAAAUGUUAAUGUGGAGCAUACUUCAGACAACGAGUCUGCGGACUCGACUGGCACGGGCACAGCCACAGCCACAGCCACAACCACCGCCACCUAUGGGUCUAUAGCUGCAUCUUCCACGUUGUUCAAUGGGCUAGUGGGUGUCGGAAGCUUCAGUUUACCGUACGCCUUCAAAACUGCCGGGUUAGGCUUAGGGUUGUGUAUUCUGUUAAUAGGUGCCGCGUGCUCUAUCAUUACCAACAUAUACACACUUGACUUCCUUGCACGAGCUCCGGAAACUACUGCACUGGCUGAUAAAGAGAAGAGGGAAAGACUGGAGGACCAUGGAACACCCCGCAACGCAGACUUUUCACACCCAACAAGUAGCACUCUGAUCACAUCUACCGAGGUAGUCCAUGAAAUCAGCAGUGUACAAGUGUAUUCCUUCUCGGAUCUGGCUGGUCUAUUCGCGGGCCCUAUUAUCAAACUUCUUUCGCAGGCUUCGAUCAUUGCAUAUGGAACGCCGCUUGCCAUGGCCACGGUUUUCUCGUCUUCGGCUGCGUCUCUGUACUUCUCUACAAUGCAGAGUGGCGAUUGCGAUGUGUUCAGCGCCAGUCCAUCCGUCGAGUGUAUAGGAUCAUAUUAUUCCAUCCUAACCCUGUUCACCUUUCUAAUGGUGUGCAUGGUAUACAAGGAACUCACCGCACUAGCAGAUCUACAGCAGAUCUUGACAGUGUACAGAGGUCUCACAUUUUUCAUCAUGCUUCUUACGGUGGGUAGAAAGCUAUAUAUCGAUGGGAUGUAUGCGUUGGACAGUCGACUACACACCACGGGCUACUUUCACUUCGACCAGUUUGCAGCAGCCUUUGGGCCCAUCUUCAACGCACUCACAACACAGUACCAAGUUCCACCGGCCAUCUACCCGCUCAAGAACAAGGCGAAGUCUAUGAAUGUGGUCACAGGCUAUGUAUCUGUAGCCACAGUCAUCUACGUAUUGGUGGGUGUCAUGUGCGCACUGGCGUUCGACAAGGUGAAUCCGCUUGUAAUCCUCGAGUGGAGUUCGUAUACCGGCUGUGGGAACGGAUUCGAACCAUGUGCCUCAAACACUUUCCCCAGUCUUCUCGCGAGCUCAAUUAAGCUGUUGAUAUUGGGUUUCCCUCUGUUUAAUGUGAUAUCCUGUUUCCCCUUGACGUGCUUCUGUGUGGGUGAGAAUCUGCUGUCAUGCAUGCCCGAAGCGACUGUAGCCAGGUUUGGUCGUGAGGCCACAUUUUUGGCUUGCCGUAUGAUCAUUUGUACCAUAUCAAUCACUGUGGCAGCUUGUAUGGUUCGCAUUGAUACCCUUCAGACUAUAGUUGGGCUGACCGGAAGUGUAAUCGGUCUAUCUCUGCCAAUAUUCAUUGAAAUGUGCAGUAUAUACAUGUGGCCCAACCAACACAAGACACCUUACACAUUCCAAUUUAUCACUAGCAAUGCAUUCUUGAAAGCAUUUCUCGUGAUUAGUAUGAUAUGCACGAGCGCGGCACUAGCCACCUUCAAGGUUUGAAUUGACUUCAGCGGAAAGAAGAUUUACAUUAUCAAUUUAGUAAACGAC
Molecule: messenger RNA, 1674 nt
Organism: Sphaeroforma arctica JP610
Lineage: Eukaryota; Ichthyosporea; Ichthyophonida
Exons: 2
Coding region: 34-1626 (530 amino acids)
Source: RefSeq, a predicted model, not a curated record